Molecule: messenger RNA, 1662 nt
Organism: Nomia melanderi (Alkali bee)
Lineage: Eukaryota; Metazoa; Arthropoda; Insecta; Hymenoptera; Halictidae
Product: diphthine methyltransferase
Biological process (GO): protein histidyl modification to diphthamide
Cellular component (GO): cytoplasm
Molecular function (GO): diphthine methylesterase activity; protein binding
Source: RefSeq, a predicted model, not a curated record
AAUUAUGAAGGAUAGUUUCCUUCGUGUUAAGUUCUAAUUUAGUAACUAGAGAGAAUAAUAUUAAACAGGAACAAUUUGUACACUGAAGAGUCUUCGUUUAUAUUUUCUACAGAAAAUGUAUUGCAUUUUUUUGUUACAACUAUGGGUACUUAGUAAUUACCUACAGUAUACAUAUGAAAAAAUUGAUCAAACAAAACGUACCUAUGGAAAGUAUAAUCAUUGAGUAUAACUGACUACAAGGUAUAUCUAAAUAAAAAAGAAACAAUUUUCUACAAUAAAGUGUAUUGAUUUUAUACCCUUAAUUUCACAGUAUCCAUCGAUCAAUUCGAAAGUACCGCGAAAAUAUUAUGCGUCUGGGCACGCUUAGAUUCUUACUAAGGUUCGGCAUGCUUCGGAUACGCGUCAGUAAACUAACGUGAACGAUGAGAAGCAGAAGUUAUUAAUUCGUAAAUUAAUUUAAGUCAUAUACUUCAUUUUUAUUUAUACUUAUUUAUUUAUUCUGUGAAAUACAAAUUCUCGUUUCGUUUAAAGAUUAAUUGAUCAAAGAUGUUCCACACUUUGGAGACUUUUGAUACAGAAUUCUCAGCUGAUUCCAUUGAAUGGUGCCCAUCAAAUUCUCACAAAACUAUAUUUGUAUGUGGAACAUACCAAUUAAUGAAAGAUGAGGAAUCACCUGUAAAUACAUCACAGUCGAGACGUUUGGGACAAAUCUAUAUGUUUAAAAUCAACGAAAAUGGAUGUCUAACAUUAUUACAGAAGUUAGAAGUACCUGCUGUCUUAGAUAUGAAAUGGGCACACAUGUGUCAGAAUAGAGUCUUACUAGGAGUUGUAAAUUCCUUAGGAUAUCUGCAAAUAUAUCAAUUGAAAAAUGACAAGGAAAAGGAGAAUUUGGAAUUACUAACAGAAGAAAAAGUUGCAAGCGAUAGAGAAGUUCUUGCAUUAUCUCUAGAUUGGUGUAGCGGAAGAUGGAUAGAUAAUAAUGAAUCAAAUCUAAACGUAAUAGUCAGUGAUUCGAAAGGUUUUAUAACAUUAUUUAAAAUUAAUGAAAAUGACUUAGUUGUUAUUAAUUCUUGGUCUGCACACAAAUUCGAAGCCUGGAUCACAGCUUUCGAUUAUUGGGAUACAAAUGUCAUCUACAGCGGCGGUGAUGAUUGUAAAUUUCAACGAUUCGACACAAGAAUGGAAACUAAUCCUACCGCGAUAAACAAAACUCACGGUGCAGGCGUUACAAGUUUGCACAGCAAUGCGUCAAAAGAAUUUGUUCUGGCAUCGGGAAGCUACGACGAAUCGUUGAGAUUAUGGGACGUAAGGAACAUUAAAAGACCAAUUUCGGAGACCAGCCUCGGUGGUGGCGUUUGGCGUUUGAAAUGGGAUCCUUUCGCGCGGAAUUAUUUGCUCGCUGCUUGUAUGUAUGGCGGGUUCCGAAUUGUGGACUGCGAAAACGUAGAAACACCGUCUGUCAUUGGCGAAUACAAUGAGCACGAAAGUCUAGCGUACGGAUGCGAUUGGUCCUUUUUGAAGAGCGCAGAAAUUACACAACGAAUGCAUAAAACGGAAGUGCAAAACGUUUAUUUGAUCAGUACUUGUUCCUUUUACGAUCACAUUUUAAAAUUGUCCGCGGUGCAUUUGAAAACCGACUGAACAAACAUAAACAAUAAAAAG